This is a messenger RNA of Trichechus manatus latirostris (Florida manatee), 1685 nucleotides long. It is a transcript of the gene ILDR1, whose product is annotated as immunoglobulin like domain containing receptor 1. The coding region runs from base 33 to 1679 and encodes 548 amino acids. Lineage: Eukaryota; Metazoa; Chordata; Mammalia; Sirenia; Trichechidae. Gene Ontology annotation, molecular function: high-density lipoprotein particle receptor activity. The transcript is spliced from 8 exons. Gene Ontology annotation, cellular component: plasma membrane. The record is from RefSeq and is a predicted model, not a curated record.
CCUCAGCUGAAAGGGGCCUGAGAGGGGCUGGCAUGGGUCUUGAGCCCCCGGCACCUUGGCUGCUCCUCGUCACCUGGCUCCCAGCAGGGUGCCUGUCCUUGCUGGUGACGGUCCAGCAGACAGAGCGGUACGUCACCCUGUUUGCCUCAGUCAUCCUCAAAUGUGACUACACCACCUCUGCCCAGCUCCAGGAAGUGGUGGUGACAUGGCGCUUCAAGUCCUUCUGCAAGGACCCCAUCUUUGACUACUACUCUGCGUCAUACCAGGCGGCUUUAUCCUUGGGCCAGGAUCCAUCCAAUGACUGUAACGACAACCAGCGAGAGGUCCGCAUCGUGGCCCAGCGGCGGGGGCAGAAUGAGCCGGUGCUGGGAGUGGAUUACCGCCAGCGCAAGAUCACCAUCCAGAACCGAGCAGAUCUUGUGAUUAAUGAAGUGAUGUGGUGGGACCAUGGAGUGUACUAUUGCACCAUUGAGGCACCGGGAGACACGUCAGGUGACCCAGAUAAGGAGGUGAAGCUCAUCGUCUUGCACUGGCUGACGGUGAUCUUCAUCGUUCUGGGAAUCCUCCUCCUGCUGCUGCUGAUUGGAGUGUGCUGGUGCCAGUGCUGCCCUCAGUAUUGCUGCUGCCACGUCCGCUGUCCCUGCUGUCCUACCCGCUGCUGCUGCCCUGAGGAAGCCCUGGCCCGCCACCGCCACAUGAAGCAGGCUCAGGCCCUAGUCCCUCAGAUGAUGGAAAAACCCCUGUACUGGGGGGCGGACAGGAGCUCCCAGGUUUCAUCUUACCCAAUGAACCCGCUGCUGCAGCGAGACUUGUCUGUGCAGUCCAGCUUCCCACAGAUGCCAAUGACCCAGACUGCUGCUCAGCCCCCCAUCGCCAAUGGUGUCCUAGAGUAUUUGGAGAAGGAGCUACGGAACCUUAACCUGGCUCAGCCUCCGCCCCCUGACCUCAAAGCCAGAUCUGGCCAUCCCUGCAGCAUGCUGUCCUCGCUGGGCUCCGAGGUUGUGGAACGCAGAAUCAUCCACCUGCCCCCACUGGUCAGAGACCUGCCAUCCUCACGGAGGACCAGCGACUCCUCCCACCAGCAGUGGCUCACUCAGGUUCCCUCCAGACCCUGGGAUCUGAGGGAAGGGAGAAGGCAGCACCACUACUCUGAUUUCCACCAGGAGCUCCAGGACCAUUGGCCAAAGCCCUGGGCACCGGAGCGAAGGGAGCUGGACUACUCGAGGCGUGGGAGACACCGUGGCUCCAGGCUGAAUGGCUCACCCAUACCCUGGUCAGACAGGGACAGCUUCAGCGACGGCCUCAGCGACGGCCCCUCGUCCAGUGUGGCCCAUUGGCGGUCCAGCCGCCCCCCUCCCAGGAGCCACCAUGCAGAGAGGCCCCGCAGGCCCAGCCCCCGGGAGAGUGCCCAGAGGCACAGGAGACACAGGCCCCGGAGCUACUCUCCUCCUCUACCCUCAGGCCUCAGUCCUUGGAGCUCUGAGGAGGAGAAGGAGAGGCAACCCCGGAGCUGGGGAGCCCACCGCCGCCGCUCACACUCCCCAAACUGGCCCGAGGAGAAGCCACCCAGCUACCGCUCACUGGAUGUCCUUCCAGGCAAGAAUGGCAGUAAAAAAGGGAGUGCGGAGAGGCGCUCGGAGAGAGACAGCUCCCAUAGUGGAAGGAGUGUGGUCAUUUAGCCCCCA